This is a messenger RNA of Phytophthora nicotianae INRA-310, 1023 nucleotides long. RefSeq lists its product as hypothetical. The transcript has a single exon. The record is from RefSeq and is a predicted model, not a curated record. Lineage: Eukaryota; Oomycota; Peronosporomycetes; Peronosporales; Peronosporaceae. Bases 1 to 1023 code for a protein of 340 amino acids.
AUGCUCUGCUUUUGGCACAUUCGUCGCAACGUCGUAGCCCAAGCUCAGAAAAAGAUUGGUGAUGGCAGUACUGUAGCCAUCGUGAAUGGAAUGCAGCGGAAGAAAAAAAUUGCACUCGAGACGGACAUUUUCAUGGCAAAGUUCGAUGAGACCGUAGAUUCAACUACUGAGGACGAAUUCGAGGAGAGACGAGCUGGUCUGCAUCGACUAAACAGUGCUAUGGGCAAGUACCUGGAUGCUCAGUGGUGGCCGCAUAGAACCAAGUUUGUAAGGUGUUGGACGGAUCAGUACAGCCACUUCGGAUGUAGAGACACAUCGACGGUCGAGGGUACGCAUGCUACAAUGAAAUCUUGGCUUGACAACUCACAAGGUGAUAUCCUUAAAGUCUUUAUGCGCCUCCUUCCAUGGUGGAGUCACGCUGCAUCACGAACCAGUCUAAAAGCGGCCAACGACGAGUCCAAUAUUCCUCCUCUAUUUCGUAAGAACGACAACUACUCAGCCAUUGCGAAGAUUAUUACCAUUCAUGCCUUUAGGAAGACCGAUGAACUCUGGGCAAAAGCUCGUGCCAUUGUUGUUCACAAUCUUGACAGAAGUGUAUGUGACGGUACAUUCCGGCGGGUACAUGGCCGCCCGUGCAUUCACGACCUCAUGGCGAUCAUCGAGUCCGAUGACCCGAACGUGAAGCUAAGGCCUGAACAGUUUGACAGGCAUUGGUGGCUUCCUAGCGCUCGCAACUGUGAUACUGAAAGAGUUCUAGAACCAGCAACACGUCGUAGAGGUCGCCGUUUUAACGCCCAGCAAAGGUCUCAUCAAACCGGCUACGGAGCCUACAGUACACGUCGAGAGCCGUUGGGCUUUGAAAUUAUCGAGCAGAACUUAGCAGUAGAACGGAUGCACGCUGCACACGUGCCAUCGUUUACUGAGCUGCUCCAAAGUGAAGAUACUGUUCAAUAUGAACAGAAAUUCUUGCCUCCUCGCUCGUGGGGAUAUGCAGGACUGAGAUCAUUAGAUGAAGACUGCUAA